AUGCCGCGAGGAAUACCCAACAUCAAGCGAGAUGACACGCAGGGCAUGCGUUACACGGGCUUUCAUGUACCACUGCAGCCGAACCCAAAGCACAUGAGCACAUCCUAUUUAAAAAGCGAGUCACAAACCAUAUGGGCUCGAAAAGCUGGCAAACAAAGAGCUGCUGAGGACACUAGAAGAGGAUCUCGAGUCAUCGUCAUCCAUCCGGGGUCGCAAAACCUUCGUAUUGGACGCGCUUGUGAUAUGAACCCUGUCACGAUCCCAAAUGUCAUCGCCCGGAAGGCUAAAACUCCAGUCCCUCCUCCCAUCUUUGUAGAAGGCAUCUCGCGCCCCCGCAAGGGGCGUCCAAAGAUGACUGCUUCGUUGUCUAGUAGCGAUGAGUAUGCUGUAACGCCUGCCUCCGAUGACCCAUUUGACGAGAAAAUCUCGUUGAUUCAGACAUCUUUGCGAGAUCGGAUGCGAUUCUACAAACUGCGAGUCACGCCAGAUGCUGCGAAUAAGGCUUCCAUGUUCAACGAACAAAUUAAACCAGAGAUCAUAGCAGAGGAGAACGACCCGUUCCGUACACAAUGGAUACUUGAAUCGAAGGGGGACGAGUUUCUGGACUAUUCCGUGAUGUUGGUGAUACCAGACUUCUAUGACCGGUCUUAUGUUCGCGAUAUGGCCUCGUUGAUACUGAUGAGAAUGGGCUUCAAGCAAUUGUGUGUACAGCAGGAAUCCCUGGCUGCAACGUACGGUGCAGGCAUCUCGAGCGCUUGUGUUGUGAACAUGGGCGCAGUUACCACAACAAUAGCAUGUGUUGAUGAAGGCAUGAUCGUCGCAGAUACUAGGAUGUACCUCAAUAUGGGCGGGGACUACAUUACAGAGUUUCUGUACGUGCUGCUUGAGAGAAUUAGUUUUCCUUAUCGAGACAUCAACCUUGCGCGAUCCUACGAUUGGGCCGUGAUGGAAGAUCUGAAGACCAGGUUGUGCACUUUAGCGGAGGGCGACGUCGCUCUCAAUCUAUACGAUUUCGUCGUCCGGCAGCCUGGAAAGGCUACAGAAAAAUACGGGCUUCGUGCUUAUGACGAGCUUAUAUUGGCACCCAUGUGUCUCUUCGAGCCUCGCGUCAUCGAAUUUGAGAGAAAGCGGAUAGGAAUGUGGCCAAUUCAACACCCUGAUGUCUCAGAUGAGAUAUCUGACCACCGGGAACACCGCGAUUCUCUUCCAGCAGACCAGUAUACCCAAGCUAUGAUCAUAUCGACACAGCACCUUUUCACGCGUCCUGAGGCCGCCUUUUCCCCCGGCCCGACAGAAGUGCGACAAGCGACGCCAUCGAGUUCAAAGACACCAUCCGUGGCGGGAAAACACAAUGGUGCACCCUCGCCUCCACCAGCCUCGGAGCAGCUCGACUCUUCCAAGCUACCAACACCUAGUCAACCGUCUGCCGAAGAAGGUUCAGGCGAUGCGGCUGCAAUGGAUGUGGAUAUCGAAGGUGAUAUCAAAUUGCCCACCGCCAACGUCCCCCGAUCAAAGUCUCCCGGAACAUACACCAAUCGGUUUGACAUUGACAUAUGCUUUGAAGCAAGCAAACUCCCUUUGGACGUCGCUAUCUUCAACUCUACGCGCGCUGCUGGCGGUGACGAGAAAAUCCGCAAAUACCUUCAGGCAGUGCUCGUUGUCGGGGGUACUGGAUCGAUGCCUGGGAUGUCGCAUGCUCUGGAAAGCCGACUUCAAGCGAUCGCGACGCCUUUAGUUGUAAACAUGGACAAGGUGCAAAUUAUCCCUUCACCCAAAGACGUUGAUCCACGUGUUCUCAUGUGGAAGGGGGCCGCGGUCUUGGGCAAAAUGGAUGGUGUAACAGACUUAUGGAUCACACCAUCUGACUGGGACCUCCUCGGCAUGCGGGGGCUGCGUGAACGUUGCUUCUAUUUGUAA
Messenger RNA from Heterobasidion irregulare TC 32-1, 1917 nucleotides. RefSeq lists its product as uncharacterized. Gene Ontology annotation, cellular component: Ino80 complex. Gene Ontology annotation, biological process: regulation of DNA-templated transcription; double-strand break repair. The coding region runs from base 1 to 1917 and encodes 638 amino acids. The transcript is spliced from 14 exons. NCBI's taxonomy places the organism in Eukaryota, Fungi, Basidiomycota, Agaricomycetes, Russulales, Bondarzewiaceae. The record is from RefSeq and is a predicted model, not a curated record.